AUGUCAUCCAUCAUCGCAGACAGGGUCAGAGACAGAACCCUUACUCGAGAUGAUUUCAAGAACUUGACCAAUGGUGAUGAUAUCAACAACCCAGUGGAUGGCAAUACGCCCCUUGGUUAUGCCGUAUUGAAUGGCGAUGCUUACGCAACCCGCCUUCUCAUCAAUCACAAGGCCAGCGUCAAAAGAAAGUCCCCCAAUGGUCUUUCUGUGCUCCAUAUGGCAGUUGAUGCCAAGGAGAAUGCAGCCCGGGUCGUCAAGAUCCUUCUUGAGAGCCCAGACAUCAAUGUGGACGAAGAAGACGAUUCCUAUCCCCAUGACACCCCUCUUAUGCGGGCGUUGAAGAACAACCCGGAUCCUGUGAUCAUCAAAGCUCUCAAGGACCGCGGGGCUUCCGUCACAACCCCAAACAGCAAGGGUGAGACGGCGCUGGAUCUGGCAGAUCGCCUUCUAAACGUCAAAGUCAAAGAGGCUCUUAUUGACCCAGACCCUCAAAACCCAACCGGGACCUCGCUUACACGGUUCCUCGUUUCGUCAGCAUUCCUCUUGCUUGAUUACCUCACUCCCCGAAAGCCAUUGCAAGACAGUGUCAUCGCAGCCUUCAAGAUGAUCUAUGAUCAAAUUGUUGUGCCUCGCAUGCAGGCACCGGUAAGCUACUCUGAGAACAAUAAGCGAACAGAAUUAACAGAACUUUCGUCCUCGCAGGUAUCCAAAUACCCAAAAACGAAGGCAGAAUUGAAAGACAUCUUAGACGAUGUCGUGGCAACUUAUGGCUUAGAGAGUUUCUUUGGACCAAACAGUCCGGUCCUUCAGAGCAUUCUCCUCCAGGCUUAUACGGUCGUGAAUGAUCCAAGUCUCAACCUGCUUCUUACUUCUCAAGUCGUGAGUUCACAGUUUCAUAUGGCCUUAUAUCAGCCUAUCAUCUAUUGCGAUGACAGCGGCUCUAUGAAAGAGGAAAACCGAUGGCCAUCGCAAGCCGAUAUCGUCAGCGAAAUUGCGACUACAAUGUCAUUGUUCUCGACAAAUGAGAAGGGAGCUCAUGUCCGCUUCAUCAACAAAUCUAGCGCUGGUUUGGACAACCUGAAGGGAGAGCCUCUCAAAGCUCAAAUGAACUUUGUUCCUGACGGCAGCACCAAGAUUGGGACUAACCUGAACAGCAAGAUUCUUGAGCCGUUCAUCUACAGCAAGACCAAUGCAGGAGACGCUUUUGAGCGCCCAAUCCUUGUCAUCAUCAUCACUGACGGGUGGCCUACAGAAGAGCCUGUAGACACCUUACAGAACGCCAUCAUUGCCUGCCAGCAGAGGUUACAAGCUGCCAAUCAUCCCCGCGAUGCUGUUCUCUUUUCAGCCAACCAGAUCGGCAAUGCUCCCCAAGCCGCCCAAUUCCUGAGCGACUUAAUGGCAGUAAGCAAACGGCCGGAAUUUGACGGCGUGCUCCGUGUCUCAGCAGGUGAGCAUAUCAUAAUGGGUCAGAGAAUAUUGCGCGUUGCUAAUCCUAUUCCAGACAAACUGGACGCCAAAUUCCAAGAGCUGAGAAACAACAAAGCCACGCUUCAGUAUUGGAUUGACUCCGUUCUGUUUGGCCCUUAA
This is a messenger RNA of Fusarium venenatum, 1587 nucleotides long. The record is from RefSeq and is a predicted model, not a curated record. NCBI's taxonomy places the organism in Eukaryota, Fungi, Ascomycota, Sordariomycetes, Hypocreales, Nectriaceae.